GUGUUGCUGACCCCUGGACUUGGGCGUGCUAGAAUGUAGUUGUGUAGGGCAGUGGUCCCCAACCUUUUUAUCACCGCGGACCGGUCAACGCUUGGCACAUUUUACCGCGGCCCGGGGGGGGGUUGGUGCGGCGCGUUAGUGCACCGACCCUUUGAGAGUUACGUGCGUACGUUUUACAUGCCUGCACAGAUACAGAUACACCACAAAAACUAAUAUAAAGUGCAUGGACAUUUUUACUCACCAUAAUGCCAAAUCAAUGGGAGCCCUGCAAGUGGCGAAGCAGUUUUGAAGGCUUCAUUUCCUCAUUAGCAAGCCGGUCGCCGCAUAUUAUGCAGAGCGAGCUUGGAAUAUGGGAAUCACCUGCCGCGAUAAACCCAUAUUUUAAGUAGGUCUCCUGGUAUUGUCUGGUAAAAGUUUUCUUUUUCUUUGAACUCGUAGGCUCUUCUUCUGUCUCUUCACUAGACCUUUUCCCUUUCGCAAAAAAAAAAUCCAAAGACGUCUGUUUCUUACUCAUUUUGCUAGCUUGUGGGUUAAAAUUGGGCGCACAAGUGACCGGGAUGCAAACGAGCGAAUCCGGUCAUUUUUCAAAAUAAAAGUUUUUUCAAAAUAAAAGAUCGUUCAUACUCUGAUAAUAAAUAAAACGGAAAUUAUUAAUUAAUUCUUGUACGGCCCGGUACCAAUUGAUCCACGGACCGGUACCGGUCCGCGGCCCGGGGGUUGGGGACCACUGGUGUAGGGUAAUUAGAACAAGAUUAACGUUACAUGUCGCUGCACACUCCGGUACAGUAGGUGGCGGUAUGCACCUAGGAAAGUUGGUUGCGAGCCGCCAUUUAAAACCCAAAGAAGGAGAAGGAGGAGGAGGAGAAGAACCGUCAGCAGCACAGAGGAGCAGCGGAGACAUCAGAUUAUUCUCUUUCAGGAUUAAAACAUACAAGAAGACACGAAGACUCACACGGAUCGAUAGACACGGAUCGAUACGAAACAGUCCGUCAUGGAGUCAUAUGACAUUCUAGCUAACCAGCCCGUUGUCAUCGAUAAUGGUUCAGGGGUUAUCAAAGCUGGUUUUGCAGGUGACCAGAUCCCCAAAUACUGCUUCCCUAACUAUGUGGGGCGUCCCAAGCAUGUGCGCGUGAUGGCAGGAGCCCUGGAGGGAGACCUCUUCAUCGGGCCCAAGGCAGAGGAGCACAGGGGCUUGUUGUCGGUCCGCUAUCCGAUGGAGCACGGCAUCGUGAAGGACUGGAAUGACAUGGAGAGGAUCUGGCAGUAUGUCUAUUCCAAAGAGCAGCUGCAGACCUUCUCUGAGGAGCAUCCUGUGCUGCUGACUGAAGCUCCUCUGAACCCUAGCCAGAACAGGGAGAAGGCUGCAGAGGUUUUCUUUGAGACAUUCAAUGUUCCUGCUCUCUUCAUCUCCAUGCAGGCCGUUCUCAGCUUGUACGCCACUGGUCGCACCACCGGUGUGGUGUUGGAUUCGGGGGACGGUGUGACUCACGUGGUUCCGAUCUACGAGGGCUUUGCCAUCCCUCACUCCAUCAUGCGCGUAGACAUCGCCGGCAGAGACGUAUCGCGGUACCUCCGCCUGCUGCUCCGCAAGGAAGGAACCAACUUCAACACGUCAGCAGAAUUCGAGGUGGUUCGCACCAUCAAGGAGCGAGCCUGUUAUCUGUCUCUUAACCCACAAAAGGACGAGACUUUAGAAACGGAGAAGGCCCAGUACGUCCUGCCUGACGGAAAACCUUUAAAAAUCGGUCCGGCCAGGUUCCGCGCUCCAGAGCUGCUAUUCAGACCCGACCUGAUCGGAGACGAAAGCUUGGGGAUCCACGAGGUCCUGGCCUACGCCAUCCAGAAGUCUGACAUGGACCUCCGACGCACACUGUUCAACACCAUCGUCCUGUGUGGGGGUUCCACUUUAAUCAAAGGCUUUGGGGAACGACUACUGACUGAAGUCAAGAAGCUCGCUCCCAAAGAUGUGAAGAUCAAGAUUUCUGCUCCCCAAGAGAGGCUCUACUCCACAUGGAUUGGCGGUUCUAUUCUGGCAUCGUUGGACACCUUUAAAAAGAUGUGGGUGUCAAAGCGUGAAUAUGAAGAAGACAGAGCACGUGCCAUCCACAGGAAGACCUUCUAGUAGGAUCCUUUGCUCUCAGAACUACCCUCAAAUCUCUCAUCAACACUGCAGACACCUGUCAUCUCCGGGAUCCUUUGCAACAACUGCUUAGCCCCCCCCCCCCCCCGUUCUUCUUCCUGCUGUAGAGCCACAUCCACUACAGAGGGCUGUCAGCACUGUGGACAUACUUUACUAUCAGUAGUCCACAUUUGGAAGUAUUCAAGCUCUGCAAGGCCUCAAACAUGAUGAAAUGUCAAUAAGCCUGAUUGUCUUUUUUGUUUUUGCUGCUGUUGAAAUUUCCAUUCCAGACCGAAGAUUUAGAUUUUUAUUUGUGUAUUUUGUUGCCUUUUUUCCUGGAUUACUUGGUCCAGACCAACGGUUUGCAGUAGUUAAGCAGUGCUGUGAAACAUUAAGGGUUAACUUUAACUGUAUUAUAUAUCGGGCUGAAACCUCCAAGUUAAAGUUAAUGCGCUUCAUUUAUCGUCCGGCUGAUGAUCUUCCUUUUUAUUACCACUGAAAUGUUUUACAUGACAUCACAUUGUGUUUAGGAGGAAAAUGUUCAGUCAGCUUUUUGGAUAAAAAAGAAAGUUUCCCUUUUACAGCCUGGAGGAGGAAACUGUGUUUAUGUUGUUGUUAUAUCUAACUCUACACAGGGCUCAAAAAGUUAUCUGAAUAAACUUCAAAUUGAAACUUAGAAAGUAAUCUCCCUAUAAACCUAAAAUAAAGGCAGCACAGAAGUUUAUUACUAGAUAAUAAACCUCUGUGCAAGUUCAAUGUGUACUUCCUGCUUGUGUUUGUUUUGUAUCCGUAGUGUUAAAGGUCGGGUUGGGCUUUAGGAGCUUGUGCUGAUGAUGUCAGUUUGUUUCUCAACUACAACAGAAGUGACGAGUGAAAGCUUGUUGUGACUCAAAGUCAGAAUUCGAUCGGGUCAAAAAAUGCUUGAUUGUCUUCUUUUAAAUGUUUUUUUAUUUAAUGCAACAUUCAGAUGAUGAACAAGUAGCAGCAGUCUGAGUUCCUCCACUCCAAUGCAUGUCGGUUAAUGUUGUACAGUUAAAGAUGUGUGGAUGGUGAAACACUGAGAGCCCCCCUUCCCCGUCCCCUCCCCUGUGUACUGGUAGAAGUCUGGAUUCUAGGAUUUCCCUGGAUCUCGAUGACAGUGAAGGGGUCGUCUGCUUCAAAGAGAGACAGGCUGUGUGAGGUCCUCAGCCUUGUGUACAGUGGAACACUUUUCAAAAACAACCGCCACGAAACCGUAAGACGACAGACUAAAAGUGUACACUACGGUUUAUUCAAGCGUUUGCUUUUACUUUUCGUAAAUUCAAUAUAAUAAAUAAGUUAAUGGCU
Molecule: messenger RNA, 3445 nt
Organism: Cyclopterus lumpus (lumpfish)
Lineage: Eukaryota; Metazoa; Chordata; Actinopteri; Perciformes; Cyclopteridae
Gene: actr1
Product: actin related protein 1, centractin
Exons: 11
Coding region: 992-2122 (376 amino acids)
Source: RefSeq, a predicted model, not a curated record